UUUUUAUAACAUAAUAAAAAAAUAGUAAAUUACGGAAAGCGUUCCAAAUAUUAAAGAUAAGAACCAAAAAAUCCUUGAAGAUUUAACAGCGGCUGUCUAAGUGAGUCAACGUGGAAAUCGUGGAACAGUCAUUCGAUAACAUAUACAGAAAAUAGUAAUUAUACGUCAGUUGGCUGCGGUUGGUCUUACGUGGUGGUACGCAAUGGAUUCCUUGGACAGUAAAUUACUGAAGUUCCACCCUGAUACGGUGAUGACUAUAAAGGAAAUGUAUAAUCUAGACAAGCCAGGGGACAUGGAUAAGGCUAUUGACUCCUUGGAGGCCUGGUUGGCUAAGCAACAGCAUUUGACCAAGAAAGAUUAUUCUCGGGAAUUCUUGGAAAGAUCCAUAAUCUUACUCAAAGGAUCUGUGGAGAGGGCGAAGACACAAAUCGACAAACUAUGUUCCUUAAGAUCGAUAAUGCCACAAUUUUUUGAAAAACACGACGCAAAAAAUGACUUCGAGAUUAUGGAGAAUAACUAUGUUGACGCAGUACUUCCAGAUCUCACUGAAGAUCAUUACAGGGUGUACGUGGGCAGGUUCCUGAGCGAGAGAACUACUUCGAACAUAUUAAUGGAAUGCUACAGGCAUGGUAUUCUGGUAAGCGAGUACAUAAAAGCGCACGAUUAUUGCAACGGGUUUGUGGCUGUUAUUGACUACAGACUGACUAAUAUGGUGGAUCUCAUCGCUGCGGCAGAUUUCAUUGCGUUGCAUCAUUUCAUUACCAUUUUAAUGGAAGGCUACGGGAUGAGAAUAAAAGGAAUACACGCACUAACAUCGUCGAAGGCGAUCGAGACCUUACUAAAAAUAGUAAAGAAGAUGUUCGGUCCAAAGGUAUCGAACAGAAUCCACGUCCAUAUGAACAUAGAGUCGUUGUACGAACAUUUGCCGAAGAAAAUCUUGCCUUCCGACCUUGGUGGUGAUCAGGAAUCACUUGAAUUCAUAUCAGGUCAAUGGAACGAAAUCCUUGGUACGAAAGAGAAUAUCAAUUACAUGAAAGAAAUGAGCAAAGCUGUGUCCAACGAAGCUUAUAGAUUGAAAGAGAAACUAAAUGGAGUUGAUCUGGGACUGUCUGGAACUUUUAGGUCUUUGAAUGUAGAUUAAUGGAUAGUGUCCACCAGCCGCGACGGGAAGGAGGAAGAGGACGAGGUCGUUGAACAAAACAUUCGUCUCCUGUUUUGUAUAGUGCGUCCAUUAGAGGUGUAUCGCAGCGAACAGAUCGGCGGAGCAAGUCUUAUCGCGCAGGACUUGCGGCCCGCCUCGCCCCGGUUAUAAUGGAUGCUUAGCUUAAAUUAGUUCAUUUAAUUUUAAUCAAAUGUGAUCUGACCUCUUUAGAGGUAAAAGUUAGAAAAAACGCUUCAUGUAUUCUAAGAACAUGUACAGUGUACGCUCUCUCUAGCUUUGUUUCAGAAAUGUAUACAAAUAUAUUGUAGCUCAUAAAUUAUGACAGAAUUUGAUCUAUUUUCAAAAGUAGCAGCUCAAGUCAAAACCCCAUAAGGUAAAAGUAACAUGAACUAUGAGUUCUAAUGUUAAUCAGGAAACUGGCUAUUUAUGUAAUUUAGUCACAGUUGCCAAGUUUGGGGUAUCUCUCCAAAUUUGAGGGGUCAAUGUAUUUGGGUAACUUUUGAUGUUUAAGCAUCUACACGUUUAAGAUGGAAAUAGAUUUUUCUGGUCACGCACUCUAUUAUUUUUGGGGGAACUUUUCUCGAAAAUACUACGUUUGGAGGUUUCCUAAUUCACCUGGAAAUAUUGAAUUCAGUAAAAACUUUAAUAAUGUGUUCCUAAAAAUAAUUAUUUGAAAAUUGGUGAGUUUUUUGUUUAUAUUUCGUGUUAAAAGCUUUUGUUUACCCUCUAGCAAUAAAACUUGGUUUUGGAACAUCGAAUAUAAAUAUAUAGAAUACACAACUACCUUUGUAAGUAUAUGUUAUAUGUUAAUAAAUAUUUAGUAGAAUA
Molecule: messenger RNA, 1990 nt
Organism: Manduca sexta (tobacco hornworm)
Lineage: Eukaryota; Metazoa; Arthropoda; Insecta; Lepidoptera; Sphingidae
Exons: 6
Coding region: 203-1141 (312 amino acids)
Cellular component (GO): membrane
Molecular function (GO): phosphatidylinositol bisphosphate binding
Source: RefSeq, a predicted model, not a curated record